Molecule: messenger RNA, 947 nt
Organism: Tinamus guttatus (white-throated tinamou)
Lineage: Eukaryota; Metazoa; Chordata; Aves; Tinamiformes; Tinamidae
Source: RefSeq, a predicted model, not a curated record
UGAGAGCUGUAACUGAGAAAGAAUAUUCUGCUGACAUACUUCAAAAGAAUCAUAUUUAUGGCAACAUCAGACAAGAAGUUAGUGUCUACGUGAAAGUAUUUACAAAUAGCCCGUUCCUAGUGUGUAUGGAUUUAGGCCUUUCUCAAGAAGAAAUAAUAGAUCCCGACUAUUUGUGGAUUGGUCCAGAUGGAAAAAAUUUAAAAGGGCAAACGUAUAUGAAUCUUACAGAAACAGGAAAGCUGAUGGUGCUGGGUUUUAAGGAGUCCAUGUCUGGAGCCUACACUUGCACUCUUUCUCACAAGAUCAUUGAAGCCGAGACGCAGGACGAGACGGAGGUGUCCGAAGCGUACAAAUUCAUGGUAUAUGCAUACAGGGAACCUGACUAUACAUACAAGAUAUCUCUUCGCUUCACUACAAAGGAAUGCAAACUUGGAGCUAACAAGCAGUUCUUUGAGGAACUGAAGAGAAUCCUGGAUAAUAUUCUCUCUGAUCUGGCGUGUCAUGUCAUAGACCCAUCAUAUAAAUGCCAUUCUGUCAAGAUGCCAAAACAGAACCUCCUGCAUGAGCUGUUUAUUACUUUUCAAGUAAACCCUUUUGCACCAGGAUGGGAAGAAGUUUGCAACCACCUUCCUUACGACUGCGAAGAUGAAACAAACAGGAGAGUUCAAGAGGCAAGAAACCGUAUUGAAGAGUUUGUUAAUAAACAGACAUAUACUUUGAAGCAUGACUUUCAAACCCCGCCUACAAUACGCUACGUGGACCACAGCUUUGAAGUUACUCGCAUUGACAGCUGCCGACCAGGUUUUGGGAAAAACGAUGUCACCCACAACGACUGCGCUAGUUGCUGUGUGGUUUGUGACCCCGGAACAUACAGUCCUAACAAUGAAGUGACCUGCCGAACUUGUGUAAGAACUCAAAUCAAACAGUACGGAGCAAAAUCUUGCUAA